UCCCGAUUUCUCCUUCCUCCCCACCUUGCGCGCAACUCCCAAUAACAUCGCUUCCCUAGCCUAGAUAUUGUCGACGGCUGAGCCUCCGACGACGAACAUACCCACCGGCGACGGCGACGGCGGGCGGCGAACACAGCCACGGCCAGCUACUUGUGACGUCGAAUCGGCGCGACCUACGACAGGCCAAACCUACAUAUUCGAGCCCUCUCCUUGUGGCGGUCGAGACCUACGACGACUGGCCCAGUACUAUCACCAACCAAACACAUUAUUAGAGAUUUCGAAUCAAUAGGGAUUAAAGUGCAGGGCCAAUCUUUGCAGAUUCAAUUUGGAGCACUGUCCAACAUCACAUUACAAUAUGGUGUGGUGUAGUAAUUGUGUAAAAAGUGUUGCUGGGUCUCGAGAUGAAGCUGGUUUCCAAUACUGUGAUAUGUGUGGGAAGGUAUUGGACUUUUACAAUUUCUCUCAAGAACCUACUUUCUCAAAGGAUUCAGCAGGGCAGAGUCAAUUGUCGGGAAAUUUUGUUAGAUCUAUUCAGAGUAAUUUUUCUGCUUCUCGGGAAAGGACAUUAAAUAAAGCUUUUGAAGAUAUGAGGUAUAUGAGGAAUGGUUUAAAUAUGGGUGAGAGUGAUGAAAUAAUUCGUGUAGCCGGGGCAUUUUAUAGAAUUGCUUUAGAGAGAAAUUUUACAAGGGGACGUAGUACAGAAUUUGUGCAAGCGGCUUGCCUUUACAUUGCUUGUCGGGAAAAGAACAAGCCAUAUCUUCUAAUUGACUUUUCAAAUUAUUUGCGAAUAAAUGUCUAUGUGUUGGGCGCUGUAUUUUUGCAACUUUGUAAAGUGCUAAGACUUGAAGAGCACCCUAUUGUUCAAAAGCCUGUUGAUCCUUCCCUUUUUAUUGAUAAAUUUACUCAAUGUUUGCUUGGAGGAACAAAGGAGGAUGGAAUGAAAAAGGAGGUUUCUAGAACUGCAUUGAAGAUUAUAACCAGCAUGAAGCGUGAUUGGAUGCAGACAGGGAGAAAGCCUAGUGGGCUAUGUGGUGCGGCUUUAUACAUAUCUGCACUUUCUCAUGGUGUCAAGUGUUCCAAGUCAGACAUCAUAAAGAUCGUGCAUAUUUGUGAUGCAACAUUGACGAAGCGGUUAAUUGAGUUUGAGAAUACAGAAUCUGGGAGCUUAACGAUGGAGGAAUUUAUUCUCAUGGGAGACAAGGUCAAGGAAAGCAGUUCUUUUAUUGAGCGCCCUGCUGGGACCAAGAAUGGCCUGAAUCCAUCAGGUGAUGAAGUACUCUGCGUGCAUAAGAAUGAUUGCAAAAAGCCGUAUGCUCUUGGUCUUUGUAAAAGUUGUUAUGAUGAUUUUGUUGAACUUUCUGGAGGCCUCGAUGGUGGAUCAAAUCCUCCAGCAUUUCAGUGUGCUGAGAAAGAGAGAACAGAAACGGAGGAAGACGCUAAUGACUCUAGUGCUAUUGGCACACUUUCACAAGGACUAAAUCCAUGUAACAAUAUUGAAAGAGAAUUGGACAAUGAACAGGCAGAUGCACCAAAAACGGUGUGUUCUACAAAAGAAGCUGAAGCACAGGGAGCUGCAGAUGAGCCAGGAGGAAUUGAUGAUGGUGCUAAUAAAUUUGGAGCUGAUGCUCUAGGAACCAGUGCUUCUGAUGAAUUAGACAAUUGGUCUGAUAUCGAUGAUAUUGAGGUUGAUGGCUAUCUUCACAAUGAGGAGGAGAAGCAUUACAAAAAGAUAAUUUGGGAAGAGAUGAACCGGGAGUAUCUUGAGGAACAAGCAGCUAAGGAGGCAGCAAUAGCUGCUGCAAAAAAUGCUUAUGAGGCAAGUUUUGAAAAUUGUAACGCAGAUUUGCAGGCAGCAAAGGAACUUGCAGAUGCUGCCGCAGCCGCUGUAGCAAAAUCUAGAAAGGAAAGACAACGGAAAAGAGCUGCAGAAGCUAAAAAUGCUUCUCCUGCUCAAACAGCUGCAGAAGCCACUCGACAAAUGUUAAAUAAGAAGAGACUCAGCUCGAAAAUCAACUAUGAUGUGCUGGAUAAACUUUUUGACGAAUCUGCUGCUACGGAGCCUUUGACUAAAAAGAAACGUGAAGAACUCUCGAAAAAUACCGACGAGACUCCAAAUACAGCAGAAAAAGAGUUUGAAUCCAAGGAGAAGCACAGACAUGGUGACUUAGAGCAGGAAGAUGAUUAUGAUGGUGAUGGAACAUAUGGUUCUGGUCUCUAUUACGAGAAUAUGGAAGAAGAGACAUACAACUAUGAUCAUGAUUAUGGCUAUGACGAAUAUGAUUGAUAUCGAUAUCUAGUAUCGUGGCAAUUCAUACUCAGCCCUUCAGGAUUUUGAGCUCGUUUUUGCUGUCAAUAGUUAGUUAUGGCUAAUCUUAUAUUUAUUUUGCGUGCUCUUUUUUUAUUUUCCUUUUUCUUUUUAUAGUAUAGGAUUACAAACCUAGGGGUUAGGAUUCAAAUUUCCAGCCUCUAGAUUAUUACUAUUGAUGCCUUAACUAUUGAGCUAUGUUCAUAAUAAACGUUAGGUAUGUAAUUUAUCUUGAUUUUCUCGUCCGACAAAGUCAUUUGUAGCCCUUUGUUGAUGUGAGCUUUGACCACCAUUAUGUUUUUGACAAGUGGGAGAUAGGAUAGUAGAAAGGGAAGGAGAGAACAUUUUUUUCUUUUUUCAAAAAAUAAAUAGUUGUGAAGUAGUUAGAAGAUUUACGUCGACGAGUCAGGAAGUAUUAUCAAUUGUCUAUUGUAAAUAUUUUGAGUUAUCAUAUAUUAUUAUUCAUUUAAGAAACUAA
Momordica charantia (bitter melon) is the source of this 2783-nucleotide messenger RNA. RefSeq names its product Cyclin/Brf1-like TBP-binding protein. Gene Ontology annotation, molecular function: TBP-class protein binding; RNA polymerase III general transcription initiation factor activity; RNA polymerase III type 3 promoter sequence-specific DNA binding. NCBI's taxonomy places the organism in Eukaryota, Viridiplantae, Streptophyta, Magnoliopsida, Cucurbitales, Cucurbitaceae. The record is from RefSeq and is a predicted model, not a curated record. Gene Ontology annotation, cellular component: transcription factor TFIIIB complex; transcription preinitiation complex; nucleus. Gene Ontology annotation, biological process: transcription by RNA polymerase III; DNA-templated transcription initiation; transcription preinitiation complex assembly.